Lutzomyia longipalpis is the source of this 3022-nucleotide messenger RNA. Its product is annotated as MAP7 domain-containing protein 1. The record is from RefSeq and is a predicted model, not a curated record. NCBI's taxonomy places the organism in Eukaryota, Metazoa, Arthropoda, Insecta, Diptera, Psychodidae. Bases 209 to 1138 code for a protein of 309 amino acids. The transcript has 3 exons.
GUAAGAGUGGAAUAACCGGGAUGAAAGAUGGACUCACCGGUGUUUGAUCGAUAGGUUGUUCAUGCGAAGUGGGGGUGUAUUGAGUGGAAAAUUUUGAGUGAUUUGCGAGUAGAUUGUGGUGGUUUGUUGUGUUUUUUUUCUAUUUUUGUUUCAACAUUUUUCCAUACGACGUGAAAUUGGUGCAAAAAUCGAGCACUGUGAAGGCAGUAUGAUUGAGCAGCACGAGGAUACAGACGAAGACGACUUUGAGGGAUACUUUUUACAGCCCGUCAAUGGAUACAAUAUUGCUGAGAAAGUAAAGUCGGCAAAUCAGGAAUGGUUAUCCCUACCACGUCCACCGUCACCCCUGAGUUCUGCCGUGAGGGUGUCUUUUAGGCCAGUCCUGGAGGACUACGAGCCCGACUACUUCUCGCACGAUGGCGAGGAAGAGGAGGUGGAGGUGGAGUGUGAAGAGGAGGAAAUUGAGAGUAUUGUACCGGAGCAUGCGAGCUCUGAAGAGGAUGAAGAGCACGAAUCACCGGUACCGCCUGAAAUUGAAGAGAUCUGCGAUGACUUGGGGGACAUUGAACUGGAACCAAUUGAGGAGAUUGCAGUGAAAGUUCAGCCAAAGGCACCAGAACCUCCGCCACCACCACCACCACUUCCCCAACCACCUCCGGAAAAGCCACCAACUCCCAAAAGGAAAAUUGAGAGACUUCCAAGACAGUUCAGCGAAGCUCCUAGUGAACCCUGUACUGGUGUAGCCACUGUGAUCGUGCGUAAGCUAUCAGACUCCCCGAAGAAGCGUCAAAAGUCCUCCCCAAAGCAAGUUUCGCCAACAAGGAGAAAAUAUCGCGAAUGCUGCGAUCGUCGUGAUCGCUCUGAAGAUCGUCUUCCACGCUACAAUGGUCUCCGUUCGGUGUACGGACUAAGUCGAGAGCAACUAGAGACGCGUCAGAUGCGCCUUGAGCGGGAGAAAAGGCGUCAAGUGGAGCGUCUCAACAGCACUCUCGAUGAACAAUUUCGUCGGAAUGAGGCCAAUGAGGAGGCCUUUUCGCAGUGGCUGCGCAAGAAGAUGCAUCAAACACACAGCAGCACCAAGCAUCGCAACAUGUUUGACUACAAACCCCCAUUGAGGAGGAAGAAAAAACCCAGUUGAGGGGUUACUUUUGCUUUAUUUAUUUUCUUUUCAUCUUAUGUACAAAAGAGUUGCGGAUCAGUUUUUUUUCACAAAUUUUUGCAGGGAGCAAACUUUAUUGAAAUGUUUUGCAAUAACUCGGAAAUAGUAUACUAAUGUAUAUAAUUUAAGUCAUUUUUAUGCUUCUCUACAUUCUCAUUGCAAACCAACUGAAUUACAUGUAGGUAUAAUAGAAGAUUUGAAGGUUUGAGAUGGAUCUUCAGGAAAAAAAAUUAAACAUUUUGGUCUAAUUUAAUAAAAAUCUUUUUGCUUUUUUUAUUCAUUUUAUCCUUAAAAUUUCUGAAAUUACGAUUUAUUAAAAAAAAAUUAUUAAAAGGAGAGAUAAGUCUUUAAAAAAUUAGCAGGUACAUACUUUUAGACUACUUAGCAAAGACACAUUUGGACUACAAAUAUUUUCUGUAUUUUUUUUUCUAAUAAAACAAUUCUAGGAUUAUUUUUUAUUUAUUCUUAGAACUGUUUGAAUAAUAAGUACAACGAAUAUAAAAAAAUUAAAAAUGUUUUAGCCAACACAAUCGACCUUGUCUGUUAUUUAAAAUUUUUAAUUUUCAUGUCAUUUUGAAGGAUUUUCUGUCAAAUUUUGACAUUUCUCGUCGAAAAUUGUUUUUUUUUUGUAAAGUUCUCUUAAAAAUAUUUUCUAUUUCUUCCGUUUUGCUAGAAGUUAACUUUAUAGUUUUUUACAGCACAAAUGUGUCUAAAAUAAAAAAAUCUAAAAGUGUACUAAAUUUUAAAUUUGUUUGAUUUUUGGAUUAUUCUUCACGUAAUACUAAAAAUAAAUCUAAUAACUCCGUUCUGAGAAGUAAAUUAAAAAAAACCUAAUAACGAACCCACAAUUAUGACAUUUCUUGUCUAAAAUUGGCAAUUUUAUGAUUGUCAAAUUUUAACAUUCUUUCAUCGAAAAUUGACAAUUUUUUUAAUAGUUUUUGUAAAAAAUAUUUUCUUCUGUCUCUUGCUAAGACACAGAAUUAAAGUUAUACUUUUAUACCACAAAUGUGUCUUUGCUAAAAGGUCUAAAUGUACUAAAUUUUUAAAUCUGUUAAAUCUUACAAUUCUUUUUCACAAAAUACCAAAGAGAAAAUCCUUUUUCUUCAAAAUUAUAAGAAAUAAAAAGGAAAAAUAUAUUUCUGACCAAACAGGCCACUUUUGAUAUUUUUUGUCUAAAAUUGGUAAAAAUAGUGAAUGAAUUCACUUUAUUUGGACUUUAAAAAUUUUUUAUCAUGAAAAAUAGAUAUAUGAGGCCACGAGCCACAUUAAUCUGCCUUUAUGAAGAAGGAGAAGAAUAAUUAAUUCAGCUGAAUGUUGAAUUAAAAGCAGAUUUUCCCGAUUGCACGUCCUAUUUAUCGCACAUAUUUUGUAGUGUUUUCCACUGUGGCAAUGUUAGCUGGACAGGUGCAAACGGGAGUUUUUCAGAGUAUAAAGAGAAGCAAGAAUUUGUUGUGAAAGUGAUUUUUUUCGAAUGUUAAAAUCUAGGGUAGGUUUUAUCCUUCUUUUAUUUAAAAAAAAAAACUAUAAAUGCAUUUUUUCUUCUUCAAAAUCUUUUAAUUUGAAGAACCAUCUCAUGGGGAAAAAAAGAAUUUUUUACAUGAAUAAAAUUUUGUUCACUCAACAGGGUAUUUUACAUAAAAUAUUCAUUUUUUUUAUCAUGAAAAAUACAAAGAAUACAAAUUGCAUGAUACUUUACAUACAAAUGUACGUAAAAUGUAACCUAACUCACACACUCUUCUACGAACCACAUUAUUAAAUACAUUAUGGGGGAUGACCUUACAACGUAAAAAAAAAAUUCUUUAUACUUAAAGAAAGAAAGAAAAAAAGAAAUAAACUUGAUAGAUUCUUUUUCUUCAUUCUCAA